AAUCGCCCAAGCUGAGAAUCGUGUCUCCCUCUCUUGUCUCUCUGUUCCUUUCAUUUCAAUCUCAGGAGAUCAAUCGAUGGCAUCACGGGACAAGAAACCUGCGAAGCCUUCAAGCAGCAGAGACAGUCGAAUCCGCACGCUUUCCGAUCUCAACCGCCCCACAGCUCCGGAUUCUGACAGCGACGACGAUGCGCCUCAGGAGUACUACACUGGUGGCGAGAAGAGUGGCAUGCUAGUCCAAGAUCCUUCAAAAGGUAGCAAUAAUGAUGUUGAUGCCAUUUUUAAUCAAGCUAGACAGCUUGGAGCUGUAGAGGGACCCAUUGAUCAGUUGAAUCCAUCGUCAAGCUCUAGAAGCUUUGCCGGAACUGGUCAAAGACUCUCAGGCGAUGCUGUGCCACCUGCUCCUCAGCAGCCUGAGGCUGUUGUUCACAACAUUGUUUUCUGGAGCAAUGGUUUCACAGUAAAUGAUGGUCCUUUGAGGAGGUUGGAUGAUCCUGAAAAUGCAUCUUUCUUAGAGAGCAUCAGGAAGUCUGAGUGUCCAAAAGAGCUUGAACCUGCUGACAGAAGGUCCUCAGUUCAUGUCAAUUUGAUUAGGAGGGAAGAGAAGUGUCCAGAACCAGAGAAAUGCCAUGUUCCAUUUCAGGGAGUGGGAAGAACUCUUGGUAGCAGCAGUACUCAACCAGCCCCUGAACCAACUGCUACUUCAGCUUCUUUAAAUUCUGCUCACAUCCCUUCCACGGGCCUCGCUAUCGAUGAAGCAUUGCCAUUAACUUCAGUUCAGCUUAGGUUGGCUGAUGGUUCACGCCUGAUAGCUCGCUUCAAUUACCACCACACAAUCAACGACAUUCGUGCAUUCAUUGACGCAUCCAGGCCAGGGGGUGCUCGGAAUUAUCAGCUGCAGCUGGUCGGAUUCCCUCCUAAAGUUCUUAACGAUCCUACCCAGACCAUAGAGCAGGCCGGCCUUGCCAAUUCUGUAGUCAUUCAGAAAUUCUAGCCUAAGUCGCAUGAUGUUUGUCCACCCUUUUAAGUCGUUUCUCAGUUGCUUAUUGUAAUAAGUACCAAUCCCAUCAACUUAGAACUUCAAAUGUUUAUUUUUUAUACACAUGAAAGGAGGCGGCUUGUCAAGCUUGUUUUGUGCUAGUUUGUUGACUCUAGUUGUUGAA
Tripterygium wilfordii is the source of this 1163-nucleotide messenger RNA. RefSeq names its product plant UBX domain-containing protein 4-like. Bases 77 to 994 code for a protein of 305 amino acids. Gene Ontology annotation, cellular component: nucleus; cytosol. The record is from RefSeq and is a predicted model, not a curated record. Gene Ontology annotation, biological process: Golgi organization; membrane fusion; nuclear membrane reassembly. Lineage: Eukaryota; Viridiplantae; Streptophyta; Magnoliopsida; Celastrales; Celastraceae. Gene Ontology annotation, molecular function: ubiquitin binding. The transcript is spliced from 4 exons.